UGAUGAUUUAUUUCAAAGGUCGCCACAGUUAGUUGAAGGAAAUAUAACCUAAUACAUUGAAUAUCCGGCAAAAAAUAUUGAUCCGAAUCAAAUUGGUUAUUGCAAUGGCUUCAUCAUCUUUAACAACAACAUCAUCGAUUGUUGAAAUAAUGUCAUCAUCAUUUAUAUACAAUCAUAAUCAAAAUCAGGCCACAGAAUCACAAUGGCGUUAUCCAUUGAUUUGGACUAUUGUUCUUUGUAUUGCUUAUUCAAUCGUAUUCAUCAUGGGAUUAGUUGGCAAUAGUGCUGUACUUUGGGUGAUCAAUAUGAUGCGUCAUAAUACACCAAAUUCAAAUCAGAUGAUGGCCAGCUAUAAUAAUGUAUUUAAUUAUUUCAUCUGUAAUUUGGCAUUAGCAGAUUUGUUGGUCAUUUUAUUUUGUUUAUUACCAAAUCUUCUUGGUAAUAUAUUAACAACGUGGAUUCUUGGACGUUUUGUAUGUAAAGCAGUACCAUUUCUUCAGGGUGUUGCUGUCACUGCAUCUAUAUAUUCAUUGGUUGCCAUAUCAAUUGAUCGUUUUUAUGGAAUUUAUUAUCCCUUCAACAAUGGAUUCAGUCCUUUAGUCCGUCGAUAUGUUGUCGCCUUCAUAUGGAUAUUUAGUUUAAUAAUAUCCAGUCCAUGGUUAAUAUUUUUCGAUGUUCAUACUAUUGAUGAUCAAUUGAUGUGUCAUGAAAUUUGGCCGGAAGAAUGGAUUUCAAAUUUUUAUUUCAUAUUCGUUAAUUUUGGUCUACAAUAUUUGCUACCUGUAUUGAUUACAAUCUUUUUCUAUCUAUUAUUAUAUGUAAAAAUUUCACGCCGUCAAUUACCAUUGAUUAUUGAUAAUAGUAAUGGUCAAACGAAUACCCUGAAUAAAGAUUCAAGUAUUGAUAAAAUGAAUAGUCGUAUUGUUGAAAAAUCACGUCUUAAGGUGCUUAAAAUGUUGAUUACAAUCGUUUCCGUAUUCGUUCUUAGUUGGUUACCCUUAUAUGUAAUUUUUUGUUUUCUUAAAUUCACCCAAAUUGAUGAAACUUCAUUCGCAGGACUUCUAAUAAUUGGAUUAACACCAUUAGCACAAUGGUUAGGAGCGGCUAAUUCUUGCAUAAAUCCAAUACUUUAUUUUUUCUUCAAUCCGAAAUUUCGUUCUUAUCUACGGAAAGCUAUAACAAAAAGCUAUCUAAGAUAUCUAAAUCAUCGUGAUUCUAAUUAUUUGACAAAUUGUAAUGUAAAAAAUUCCUAUCAUUGGCGUUCAGCAACUAUACGGAAUACAUUAAAUCUACCGCCAACGCCGUCAUCAUUCAAUAAUCCAUCGAACAAACCUCAAUCAUCGCCAAAUAUUUUCAAUACAUUAUCAUUAUCAUCAUCAUCAUCAUCUUCAUCAAAAACCAUUGAAAAAACUAUGGAUAAUUAUCAAAAUCCAAAUGAUAUAAAAAUUUAUAGUGAAAACAAUUCUGUUCAUAAACAUGCAAUGCUACUAUUAUCGCAACGUUUGAAUACGAAUUAUUCUAAUCAAACAGAAUCCAGCAAAACGAGUGAAUCAAAUACUGAAUUCAAUCCGGUGAUUGAUUUGAAUUUUGAUGUUGGCUGCGUUCCAACAGCAACAGCAACAAAAAUAAUGUAUCCCGCAAUGAAAAUGACUAAUUCAUUAUUAUCGGAAAUCAUUAAUGGUGGUAUUGAUGAUGAACGAACAUCAUCAUCAUCGUUAACACCAUUAUCGCCAACAACAAAGACAAUGACCAAAAAUAUUUUUACACAAAAAUCCAAUAAUCGUAGUAACAGAAGAAAAUUACACAUAAAUCGAAGAACGAAAAAAUUUCACACAAAUGUUCAAAAAAACAAUAUUAAUCUCAUUAAUAAGAAUAAUUAUAAUGGAAACAGAUUAAUUUCGACAACAUCAAUGAAUCUUGAAACAUCUGUUUAA
Messenger RNA from Dermatophagoides pteronyssinus (European house dust mite), 1934 nucleotides. RefSeq lists its product as uncharacterized. Gene Ontology annotation, molecular function: neuropeptide Y receptor activity. The record is from RefSeq and is a predicted model, not a curated record. Gene Ontology annotation, cellular component: plasma membrane. Lineage: Eukaryota; Metazoa; Arthropoda; Arachnida; Sarcoptiformes; Pyroglyphidae. Gene Ontology annotation, biological process: G protein-coupled receptor signaling pathway.